Lithohypha guttulata is the source of this 1536-nucleotide messenger RNA. RefSeq lists its product as uncharacterized. The transcript is spliced from 2 exons. The record is from RefSeq and is a predicted model, not a curated record. The coding region runs from base 1 to 1536 and encodes 511 amino acids. Lineage: Eukaryota; Fungi; Ascomycota; Eurotiomycetes; Chaetothyriales; Trichomeriaceae.
AUGAGUGUCGACGGUAUUGCAGCGACGCUGUCGAGUGAAACCGAUUUCCUAUCCACCAACAACACAGUCAGUAAGCCCAGCCUUCUGAGCAUCCCAGUCGAAAUUCGGUACAAAAUCUACGAGCAUUUUGUGAGUGAUGAGACCACGCCACGUGGGAAGAGGAGGCAACAACAUGUGUUCGAUGUCAACCUGCUACAGGUGUGUAGCCAGAUUCGAUACGAGGCUUGCCAGUUUCUCUCUACUGGCAACCAAUGGGUCAAGUUCACGAGAUACUCUUCUAUGCCGUCAAUACCACCAACCCUUCCCUUUCAUGUGCUUUUCGACGAAGUUCCAUAUGUGCCGGAGUAUUUGGUGCCAGCGGAGAACAAAGCCGAUCUCGAAGACAGAAUAAAGAUACAUCUUAGUGAGAGAGCGACGGAAGAUAUGACACUACAUUCCUGUUCAUGUUUCUUCAUCUGCAGUGAGAUCUCGUGGUUGAACUUCUGCAGUAACAUCGCUUCGCUAACGAGCAUUUCUAUCCCUAAGUCGAUUACGAUGAACUUCAAGAGUCUGAGCAGCAAGGCAGAGGCCAUCUCAGGCUAUUUGUUGCCCCUGCUUCAGAUCAGAGGAGUCGCUUCUGUCACCUUUGAGCCUAAGGACAACCUUCUUGAUAUCUUUGCCCAGAAGAUGCAAUCUCAGCGAACAUCAAUCUACGAAAUUCAAGAAGUGCUCCUGGCUUUUGAGGAAGCUGGCAAUCUGCGCACCGGACUAGCAGCACGAUCCUGCUACAAAGCCGGCUUGCGGAUUGCGAAGCAGCAUUUCGACGGCAUGCUACCUUGGUCAUUGACUAGUCCAGCGAGAGUUUCCGCGCUCGCUAUCGCCAUGGACCUGAUCAACGCUUAUUCAUUAGCUACGCUUAAACACUUGCUCUACAUUAAUGGCCACGACCCUACCAGUUUUGCACACGCAGCUUUCAAUCUUUUGGACGACUGCCUUGUUGCUAGUCAUAUGGUCACAAACUGGAGUGGUGCCUCAAAACGCAACCGAUUCGACGCUUACCGUUGGCGCGCUAAUGCCUACCGUGCGCUCCAAAAUGUGAUGUUUGACCCACCAUCCAAUUGCGAUCCAGAAACCUUGACGCUUUCACCACUCGAGGGUUCCGGACCAAGAGUGCGCCCGACACGUAUCGAGCUCGUCGUUUUGGAAGCAAGAGCAUGCCGUUUGGCUUAUAGGCUGGCACCGGAUGACUUCGAGGAAGAGUUCUGGGACAGUCGAUACAGAGCAGUUCUAUCAAAGCUUGAUAUGCCGAAAAAUAUAUUCGAGAGUCAUACCAAUCUUCUUGGCUUUGGACGCAAGAACGAUGUCUACGAGUCGCAGAUCAUACGACGUUGGACUCGGGAGGAUGUAACGACAACUGCAAGACUGGGCGCUUCAGAAUAUAUGGCCGACUUGCACACUUAUGAAGAUGACGACUUGCGAGGCAUGGCUCAGGAGAUUGGAGUCAAGUAUGAGGACACUCGCGGAUUGUUUAGGCUAUUGGUCCCACAUGAUGAUUGA